Messenger RNA from Strigops habroptila (Kakapo), 1050 nucleotides. It is a transcript of the gene VMA12, whose product is annotated as transmembrane protein 199. NCBI's taxonomy places the organism in Eukaryota, Metazoa, Chordata, Aves, Psittaciformes, Psittacidae. The transcript has 5 exons. The record is from RefSeq and is a predicted model, not a curated record. Bases 117 to 740 code for a protein of 207 amino acids. Gene Ontology annotation, biological process: vacuolar proton-transporting V-type ATPase complex assembly. Gene Ontology annotation, cellular component: endomembrane system.
ACCGCGGCGCCGCCUCCGCCCGACCUCCGCUUCCCGGCAGGCCCUUCAUCGGCGCCGCUCUAGCUCGGCGCUCUGUGGUCGCCGCCCCGCGUUGCCUGGGUGACGGCGGGGACAAGAUGGCGUCGGCCGUGCGGGCCGGGCCGCGGCUGAGGCGGGCGGCGGAGGGCCGGGAGCUGGCGGCGCUGCCCCGCGGGCUGCGAGACGAGCUGCGGGCGGCGCUGGCCUCCGACGGCGCGUUGGUGCCCUUCAGCCUGCUGCGGAGCCUGCACGCCGCGCUGCGGGACGCAGGGUCCCCGCUGCGCUUACACCAGCUGCUGGAGGGCAGCGAGAUCCACCUGCCCGAGGUGCCGGAGCCGCCGCGGAACCCGGAGCUGGAGGCGCGGCUGGCGCGGAUCAGGGCCCGGCUGGCCAACGAGGAGUACCGGCGGAUGACCCGCGGCACCAGCGGCCGGGAGACGAAUGGGUCGUUGGCUGAAUUCGGGAGGCAAGUUCGCUCCGUCAGAGCCGUGGUCAUCACCAUCUUCAACUUCCUGGUGACGGUGGCGGCCGCCUUCGCCUGCACGUACCUGGGCAGCCAGUACGUGUUCGCAGAGACCGCGGCGGUGAGUGAGCCCCGGCUCCGGCGCGCCCCGAGCUGGCCCCACACACGGGGGGUCACUUUGUUCUCUCUCUGCGUCCCCAGCGUGUCCUCUCUGCGGUCAUCGUGGCCUCCGUGGUCGGCCUGGCCGAGCUGUACGUGAUGGUGCGGACCCUGGAAGGGGACCUUGGGAAGCUCUGACCCCUGCGAGCUCCAGCCCUGCCUUGGAGUCGGGCAGUUGGGGCAGGUUUAUCUUCUACCCUCUGACUGACCUGCUCCUGCCCCCCGCAAAGACUGCUGCAUCCCUCAUUCCUGGAUCAUGGAAUAACAAUCCCGCAGCUGCAGGACAGAGGAGGGGACAGUGGACUCUCGCCACCCAGCACAGGGAGGGGUGUUGGCCACCACCAUCCCCCUUCUCCUGCUGCCUGCUGUCCUUUUAUCAUGGAAAUAAAUAACUGUGUGUUUGUAACCUC